Molecule: messenger RNA, 2478 nt
Organism: Serinus canaria (Common canary)
Lineage: Eukaryota; Metazoa; Chordata; Aves; Passeriformes; Fringillidae
Gene: PRKAB1
Product: protein kinase AMP-activated non-catalytic subunit beta 1
Exons: 8
Coding region: 264-1085 (273 amino acids)
Biological process (GO): signal transduction
Cellular component (GO): nucleus; nucleotide-activated protein kinase complex; cytoplasm
Molecular function (GO): protein kinase binding
Source: RefSeq, a predicted model, not a curated record
CCCGGCAGGGCAGGGCAGGGCAGGGGCGGCUCCCGGGGUCGCGGUCCCGGGGCUGCCAGGCCGGGCUGUGCUCCCAGUACCUCGCGGAGGUCCCGGUGCGCGCUCGGGGCUGGGUCUCUGCAGGCGCUGCCGCCCCCGGAGGAGAGCGGAGACAGAGGGAGCGGCAGCGGGACUGAGCUGUUCCCAGGGAGCGGUCACAGCCCCGAGGCUGCCAGAGUUCCAGGAGCAUUGGGACACCGCUCUCAGGCACUGGACCCACAGAAAUGGGGAACACCAGCAGCGAGCGAGCGGGGCUGGAGCGCCAUGGGCACAAAGCCACCCGAGGGGACUGCUCAGGGGGAGCCAUCAGUACCAAGGAGGGGGACAGACCCAAAAUCCUCAUGGACAGUCCUGAAGAUGCAGACCUGUUCCAUCCAGAGGAAAUGAAGGCUCCAUUGGAGAAAGAAGAAUUUCUGGCUUGGCAGCAGGACCUGGAGGUGAAUGACAAAACCCCCACUCAAGCUCGGCCAACAGUCUUCCGCUGGACUGGAGGAGGGAAAGAGGUUUAUUUGUCAGGGUCCUUCAACAACUGGGGUAAAAUUCCUCUGACAAGGAGUCACAAUAACUUUGUGGCAAUCCUGGACCUGCCAGAAGGAGAGCACCAGUACAAGUUCCUCGUGGAUGGGCAGUGGACACAUGAUCCUGCAGAGCCAGUAGUAACCAGCCAGCUGGGUACUGUCAACAACAUCAUCCAGGUGAAGAAAACUGACUUUGAAGUGUUCGAUGCUUUGAUGGUGGACUCCCAAAAAUGUUCAGACAUGUCUGAGCUGUCCAGUUCCCCCCCAGGACCGUACCACCAGGAGCCCUAUGUCUGCAAGGCAGAGGAGCGCUUUAAAUCCCCACCCAUUCUCCCCCCUCACCUGUUGCAGGUCAUCCUGAACAAGGACACAGGCAUUUCUUGCGACCCCGCUCUGCUCCCUGAGCCCAACCAUGUCAUGCUGAACCACCUGUAUGCACUUUCCAUCAAGGAUGGAGUGAUGGUGCUCAGUGCUACACACCGUUACAAGAAGAAAUACGUGACCACUUUGCUGUACAAGCCAAUAUGAGCAUCACAGUCAUUUGUGACCAAUUGUUCUGGGCCAGUGCAGUCUCAGAAAAAAAAUGCUUCACUUAACCAAAUGUACUUCUGCUCUGUGCUGUAGCAAACAAACUCUGAUUUCAUAUUUUUCCUGAGACUUCCAGGUUCUCCUGUAUUUGCCUUAUUUUGUUAGCCCCGCCGUGGAAGUUCUUGGAAAUGGCAGCUUCACAGCAACCAGACAGGUGGCAAAGGUGUCAGUGCCCCUUGUCAGCUGAGUUAAAAAAACACCAAUUUAAUUAGGCUGAAUAAUGUCAGGGCAGCAACAGAUCCAAGAGCUUUAGCAGCGAGGCAGACUGGGAGUCUGCCAGCCCAAAGUCUGGAAAGUUCAGGAUUCUUGGGGAAUCUGAUUUGAGCAUAACACUCAGUAAAAGCAAGCUCAUUACUGUUUCCAUUGCUCAGCAAACACUCUUUCAGUAGCAAGUUCCAAACUUGCCUGGCUGAAGUAAGUGUGAAUGUUGAUGAUUAUUUUGUAGCAGCCUUUCCUGGGCAAAAUCAGCAACAUAACAAUCACUACAAGCUCGUUAUUAUUUUACGGUAGAGUGGGGUGCACUGUUUCUACUGUGAAUAGCUCUGUAGUUUUUUCUCUUCAUGAGAACUGAAAUACAUCUUUUCCCCUGUGGAAUUUCUGGUAAAGACAACUGUUUUUAAUGGCUGGAUUUUUCUGUAAAUCAUAAUUGUGUCUUGCAGCAAUCUGCUUUUGGUUUCUCUUGCUGUCACUGAUGAGGACUUCCUUAAGCUGAGAGAGGAAGGAGAUGGAUGGAUUCAGUUUAGGGAUGAGUUCCUCAGUGACAGCCUGAGGGUGACUGUCAGUCUCCUGUGUCCAGUGGCCAAAUUCACCCCUCAGUGUCAGCAGAGUGCUGGAUACAGCACCCUCUGUGCCCAGGGCUGGAGCCGGGCAACUUUUUAUUCUGUUUCUGUAUUCUCAGUGAUUCUAGUAAUGCCAGGCUGCCUGUCCUUGGUGCUGACAGCCUGUUUUAUCCCAAAACAAAUGCAACAUUAAUGCAAACCUGCUGCCAGUGUGCUUGUUUUGGUGCCUGGGGCACCGUGACCGUGCCAAUGAUAAGCAGCCCCUCCCACUGUGGGGGAAAGCACUUUGCACAAGUCUGUGGGGACUCUGGGUGGGGACAGGGCUGCAGCAGCCAGCCUGGGGUGAGCCACAGUGGGAGGUGCCUUGCCAUCCUGGGGUCUGUUCACCGGCCUUGUUGCAGUAUCUUCAGUAGCUGAGUAGAUCUGGGUCUAGUGCAAUGGUUUUCUCUGAAAACUCCUUCUUCAUUCUGUGCUAUGGAUAGUAUUUAGUAUUCUGAACUACAGAAUUGCUUGUUUUCAACCUCUUUAGAAACAAAUAAAACAUUUUCAAGAGA